Molecule: messenger RNA, 1551 nt
Organism: Jaculus jaculus (lesser Egyptian jerboa)
Lineage: Eukaryota; Metazoa; Chordata; Mammalia; Rodentia; Dipodidae
Gene: Haus1
Product: HAUS augmin like complex subunit 1
Exons: 9
Coding region: 74-910 (278 amino acids)
Biological process (GO): spindle assembly; centrosome cycle
Cellular component (GO): HAUS complex; cytosol
Source: RefSeq, a predicted model, not a curated record
GCGUGGGCGGGCUUUAGGGAGCGCGGGCUCGAGAGCCGCGAGGAGUAGAGCCGGAAGCGGCGGAGCGGUGGCGAUGGAGGCCGCUGCGGAGAAGGAUGCUCAGGUGGCUGCAUGGUUGAAAAAGAUCUUUGGCGAUCAUCCCAUUCCACAAUACGAAGUGAACCCACGGACGACAGAAAUUUUGUAUCACCUUUCAGAACGCAACAGGGUUCGGGACAGAGAGAUCUGCUUGGUGAUAGAGGACUUGAAACAGAAAGCAAGUGAAUAUGAAUCAGAAGCCAAGCAUCUGCAAGAUUUUCUCAUGGAGAGUGUGAACUUUUCCCCUGCCAAUCUGUCUAACACUGGUUCCAGAUAUCUGAACGCUUUUGUUGACAGUGCACUGACCCUGGAAACGAAGAAUACUUCACUGGCAAGCCUCAUCCCUGCAGUGAAUGACUUGACUUCCGAUCUUUUUCGUACCAAAUCCAAAAGUGAAGAAAUCAAGCUCGAGUUGGGAAAACUUGAAAAAAAUCUGACUGCAACAUUAGUAUUAGAAAAAUGUCUACGAGAAGAUCUCAAGAAAGCAGAGCUGCAUCUGUCUGCUGAAAAGGCCAAAGCUGACAACCGUCUUCAGAACAAGGACUUCCUAAAAGCAAAGUCAGAGGAGUUCCGAUUCGGAAUCAAAGCUGCAGAGGAGCAGCUCUCAGCUAGAGGCAUGGAUGCUUCUCUUUCUCAUCAGUCACUAGUGGCCCUCUCAGAGAAACUGGCAGAGCUAAAACAACAGACGAUACCUCUGAAGAAAAAAUUGGAAUCCUACUUAGAUUUAAUGCCGAAUCCAUCUCUUGCUCAAGUGAAAAUUGAAGAAGCAAAGAGAGAAUUGGAUGCCAUUGAUGCUGAACUUACCAAGAAAGUAAACAUGAUGGAACUGUGACUAGAACCAAUGCACACCCUGUUCCCUAACAGAAAACUGAGUAGGACGUUAAAUAUUUUUUGUUUUGUUUCAUUUUGAGGCAGUGUCUCACUGUCGUCCACACUGACAUGGAACUCAUUCAGUACCCCAGGCUGAUCUUGAACUGAUCUUCUCAUGUCAGUCUCCUGAGUUCUGGGAUUACAGGUAUAAGCCACUAUGCCCAGGUUUAAGCACUUUUUUUUUUUCCUUUUGACAUUCCUUAAUAUAAUUGCUAGGCUCUGGCGAGACAGUUUGGUAGAUAAAGUGUUUGCCUCAAAAGCAUGAAGUCUUAAAUUUAAUUCUCAGUACCCACAUAAAUCUGGGCAUGGUAGCACAGCUCUCUGGGCAUCCAGUCUAGCUUAAGUGAGGAGUUCUGGGCAGUGAAAAAGCCUGUCUCAGAAGAGAUGGACCAUGUACCUGAGGGUCACACCCAGGGUUGUCUUCAGGUCUCCACAGACAUCUGCACACACAUGGACACCCACACAUACAAACAUAUUCAUAUGUACAUGCAAAAGUAAAACAGCUGUGUUCAUAGAUGAGAUAAUAUCUCUGUUGGUAAAAUAAUAGUUUCUGGUUAUGUAUUAACAUUUUUGUGCUUAAAUAUAGUGUUCAUAUAAAAAGUG